Messenger RNA from Oryzias melastigma (Indian medaka), 1627 nucleotides. It is a transcript of the gene rbm17, whose product is annotated as RNA binding motif protein 17. NCBI's taxonomy places the organism in Eukaryota, Metazoa, Chordata, Actinopteri, Beloniformes, Adrianichthyidae. Gene Ontology annotation, cellular component: precatalytic spliceosome. The coding region runs from base 25 to 1473 and encodes 482 amino acids. The record is from RefSeq and is a predicted model, not a curated record. The transcript has 13 exons. Gene Ontology annotation, molecular function: RNA binding. Gene Ontology annotation, biological process: mRNA cis splicing, via spliceosome; alternative mRNA splicing, via spliceosome.
ACGCCCGCUUUCGCUUUCACUCCUAUGAAAACAGCCCGAUCCGCCCACUACAGUCGUAACGGCCGGUUUGCAGCUCAGAGCGAUGUGACCACCGCGCGCCUAGGGGGCGCUAUAGCGCCGGCGGGGGGUUCUUUCCGAGGCGCUCUCGUGUUGUUUUGCUGCAGCUUCCGUUUCACACAGCGAGGAGAGGAGGGCUCCAGGGGUCCCGCAGACAUGUCGCUGUAUGAUGACCUCGGUGUCGGUGCCAGCGACACCAAAACCGAAGGCUGGUCCAAGAACUUCAAGCUGCUGCAGUCCCAGCUCAAAGUCAAAAAGGCGGCUCUGACUCAGGCGAAGACUCAGCGUGUGAAGCAGACCACCGUCCUGGCACCGGUCAUUGAUCUGAAGAGGGGCGGCUCCAGCGAGGAGCGACAGAGUACAGACACCCCCCCGCAUGCCGCACUCAUGGAUGCGGUUCCCAGCGGUUUCUCCGCCGGGGACGUGCUGAUCCCGCUGGCGGACGAGUACGACCCCAUGUUUCCCAACGACUACGAGAAGGUGAUGAAGCGCCAUCGAGAGGAGCGCCAGCGUCAGAGGGAGCAGGAGCGGCAGAAGGAGAUCGAGGAGAGAGAAAAGAGGAGGAAAGACCGGCACGAAGGCGGAGCUCCGAGCGGUUUCUCCCGUUUCCCUGCAGCAGAGGAAGACUCGGAUGAAGAUGAAGAGUAUGAAAGAGAGCGAAGGAAACGAAGUAUGGGCGGAGCAGCCAUCGCACCUCCUUCAUCACUGGUGGACAGAGAUGGCUCCUCUUCCUUUUCAUAUGAAGAUGAGGGCCGGUCCUCCAGAGGCCCUAAAGUGGCCAUCCCUCCCCCUAUGUACGAGGACUCGGACCGGCCCCGCUCCCCCCCAGGACCCACCAGCUCUUUCCUGGCCAACAUGGGGGGUACGGUGGCCCAUAAGAUCAUGCAGAAGUACGGGUUCAAAGAAGGCCAAGGCCUGGGGAAGCACGAGCAGGGCCUGAGCACGGCGCUGUCCGUGGAGAAGACCAGCAAGAGGGGGGGGAAGAUCAUCAUAGGGGACGCUGCAGAGAAACCGGGCUCCAGCCAGGCGGGGGCAGCAGAGAUACCAGGCGGGGGCGCUGCAGCUGAUCCGUCCAAAAAGUCCGAGUCGAACCCUCUGACCGAGAUCCUGAAGAACCCAACCAAAGUGGUUCUGCUGCGGAACAUGGUGGGCCGAGGAGAGGUGGACGAAGACUUGGAAGGAGAGACGAAGGAGGAGUGCGAGAAAUACGGCAAAGUGGUUAAAUGUGUCAUAUUUGAGAUUGCAGACGUUCCGGACGACGAGGCGGUCCGGAUCUUCCUGGAGUUUGAGAGGGUGGAGUCAGCCAUCAAAGCCGUGGUGGAUCUGAACGGACGUUAUUUUGGCGGCAGAGUCGUCAAAGCCUGCUUCUACAACCUGGACAAGUUCCGGGUUCUGGAUCUGGGCGAGCAGGUCUGACCUGUCCCUGCGAUCGGCGCCGGCGUGAGCCGUCAUCAUCAUCAACCUGUACAUAAAACCUUUUUUAUAUUUCCUGAACCGCAGCGUCUGUGUGGUCAUGACUGUAAAGUGUGGUUUUUUUCUCCUGUCCUGUCAGAAUAAAAGCUUUACAGCA